AUGCUCCAACGCUCUUUUGCACGUUGCGCUUCAACGGUUGCCCAGAGGACUUUGAGUCGUGGCUCUGGUCGUUAUGAGAUAACCAGUCAGCCGCUGUGUGACGAUAUCCUCAAACGACUUCAGACCAGCCUCCCUCCCCCACACACUUGCGAUAUCAUCGAUAUCAACCCCGGACAGGGGCUUUGGUCCAAGAGUCUGCACCAUCUUCUUCAGCCUCGACGGCAUGUUCUCGUCGAGUCUGAGUUGGAGAAAUAUGCGGAGCAUCUCCAGCCCUUGUUGAAGAGCCAUGGCUCAGCAUAUCGGCACGCCACCCUUCUUGAAGAUGUGUUUGAUCCUGGGAAACAACUAUUGACCCAAUAUGAUGUGGAAAAGGCUGCGUCGUUGGAAAAGCCCCCUGAACAUAACAGAUCCUUGUUGAUGACGGUCAACCUUUCCGGUACAAAGAUCAGUAUUGGCGGUUAUAUGGGCUCUCCGAGCAAAAAAUUCUUCGACGAGCUCUACCUGUCACUUCUGUCAAAUACACACACCGGUUUCUUUCGUUAUGGUCUAGUCAGGGUGUUGGCAUGGGUUCCGGAGUACGAAAAGGAUACUUUCAUCCCGCGGACUGUUCACACGCGCCGGAAGCAGACUAUUAUGCUUGAAGCAACCACAGACAUUACCGAGGUUGCUGGUGCAUCGACGGAGACCAAAUCGACAAGACAUAGGAAGUGGCCUGAUCUUGAAUUGGAAGAACUUGCAGUAGUUGACGCUAGAGCCAAAGCUAUUCCGGGGUAUAAGAUACCAAAGUCGAGGCUCGAGAAGCCUCCGCCGCGGGAGUUGCUCACUAUUGAGCCUACUCCUCGAAACUUGCGAAAAGCAAACUUCACCUCCGACGCAGAGUGGGUGCCCAGACUGCUCGAGUUAGACAGACGGAUAAAAAAGCAGUAUCCCCAUUGGUAUCGGCGUUAUGCAUCAGGCGAAUCCAUUCGCAAGCUUGGCCUCAAAACGCCCCUACACAAGGAAUGGGGAGAGCUUCUGCGGCGGGCAAAAACCACACGCAAGACCCAUCUGAAAGCAGUCGAGUUGGUCAACCAGGAAAGACAAUUGAUAUCGGAAUGGAAGCUUGAGAUAUGUACCGCUACGAAUCACCAACUUGACCUCGCCACCGAAAUCUCGUUCCAAGAGCGCGCUGAAGCCAUCAAGAACAACCUCAAGGCUUUCAACCGGACGAACAGAAUCUUCGCGGAGAAGGCCAUCGACGACUGUAGAGCCUGGGACAUGUCACCACCUGUCCUGGCCUGGAAUCGACGGGAAGCUCACCCUUUGAUUGCGCACGACGGCGAAUUUGAUGCUCCGCGUCGGUAUAUGGCCCUACUGGAUGUGACACCACGAGCAGAUUUGAUUUCCAAAAUCGACAAUUACGAUAAGAUGGUAUGCUUCCGCUACAUUGUAACCCUUCUCUCUCUAUCCUUGUCCAGGAGCGUUGCUGCAGCUCUGAGGACUCUGGUCCAUGAAGGGUUGAAUGACUUUGUGAAGACAAUUCCAGGGAUUCAUGAUCCCACCAAGGGAGGGUGGUAUGAUUUGACCACGCUGCGGGUGAGAGUCUUGCCAAUGGAAAUGUUUGUGGAGAUCGGUUUGGCAUAUGAGAAGUGGCCGUUUCGCAUGACUACAGAGGCUAUCCUCAUGGCAAAUUCAGAUCCCAACGCCGGAUACAGCGGCGACGAGGACGAUAUGAAAUGA
This is a messenger RNA of Fonsecaea multimorphosa CBS 102226, 1719 nucleotides long. RefSeq lists its product as uncharacterized. NCBI's taxonomy places the organism in Eukaryota, Fungi, Ascomycota, Eurotiomycetes, Chaetothyriales, Herpotrichiellaceae. Bases 1 to 1719 code for a protein of 572 amino acids. The record is from RefSeq and is a predicted model, not a curated record. The transcript is spliced from 2 exons.